This is a messenger RNA of Apus apus (common swift), 1609 nucleotides long. RefSeq names its product craniofacial development protein 1 (gene CFDP1). Lineage: Eukaryota; Metazoa; Chordata; Aves; Apodiformes; Apodidae. Bases 42 to 911 code for a protein of 289 amino acids. The record is from RefSeq and is a predicted model, not a curated record. The transcript has 7 exons.
GCGCGUGAGGCGGCGGCGGCGGCGGGGCCUGGGCCGGCAGCAUGUCGGGCUCGGAGGAGUAUUCCUCGGCCGAGGACGAGGACUACGUGCCCUCAGGUGGGGAGUACAGUGAGGACGACGUGAGCGAGCUGGUGCGGGAGGAGGAGGUGGCGGCGGCGGCGGACAGCCCGCGGCCCCGCGGCGGCAGGAGCAGCCGCCCCGCCAGCAGGAAGAGGAAGAAGGGAGGUCUCCUGUUAGAGGAAGAGGAGAAAGGGGAAGGAAAAGCUCAGCCCAAUGAAGAGGAGGAGGAAGAGGAAGGGAAUAAUGUAGAGCAGGUGGAAAUAAGCAGAGAAGAUGAAGAAAAAAAGAAAGAGGAUGCUCUUUGGGCCAGCUUCCUUAGUGAUGUGGGGCAGAAACCCAAAGCAGGGGCUACGACACAAGUGGCACAAGCAAAGAAGGCUGAAGAAAAGAAGAGUGAGAACAACCUUCGGGAGAAACCAAAAGAGUCUGAGAAGCCAAAAGAUUCAGGAAAAGUCACCAUCACCAAAGUGUUUGAUUUUGCUGGGGAGGAGGUCAGAGUGACUAAAGAAGUGGACUCAGCCUCAAAAGAAGCUAAAUCUUUUCUGAAGCAGCAAGAGAAGCGACAGUCAGCAGCUCCAGCUUCCCUCCCAACAGUCUCUGGGGUGAAGAGGCCAAGUGGCAUGAGCAGCCUCCUGGGGAAGAUUAGCUCCAAAAAGCAGAAGAUGAGCACACUGGAGAAAUCCAAACUGGACUGGGAGAGCUUCAAGGAGGAGGAGGGGAUUGUAGAGGAGCUGGCGAUCCACAACCGAGGGAAAGAUGGGUACAUCGAGAGGAAAGCAUUCCUGGAGCGUGUGGAUCACAGGCAGUUUGAAAUUGAACGUGACCUCAGACUGAGCAGGAUGAAGCCCUGACGUGCUGGGGGAGGUGGAUCCUCCUCCCCUCCUGUGCCCGGGCACUGGCUGGGGGCUGCCAGCCACCCCCCCUGACCAGCAGGCACAAAAACUGUUCUCCACCCAAGACUCGGCCUGUCUGUCUCAACACACAGGUUUUUUUUUUUCCUUUUACUGUAAUAGUUUGGGGAGGGUAUUUGUCAGUGGGAAGGGUUCCUUUGAGGGUGAAAUGGCAGGUGACAGAAGAGACCAGCCUGAUUCUGGCAGGAAUUCCAAGCAGAAGAGAUGGUGACCCCCAACCUUUUGCCAGCCCAGGGGGCUUCUGGCAGCAGGAGGAGCAGCCACCAAGACUGGGAGGGUGCUGGGGCCUGGGUUGAGGCUUGGCUGGUAGGUUUGAUUUCAAGAGGAGCUGCAGGAAGGUUUGGCAGCUGCUGUGCAUGCCCAGGCUGUGGGAUCCGGGGCUGGAGCCCUUCUCCCUGCUCUGCCAGCCCUGCAGUGCUCCCUGCCCCUCUGUGCUGUGCUCCUGCCCGGACAAAGCCCAACUGUCUGUACUUGUUUGUGGGGUCUGACGAUGCUGGGGAGGGGGAGGAGGGGGGGGUUAAGCAAGGCAAUGAAGAAAUCCUUCCUUGUUCACGCUGUCAGGAGGAUGGGAGCAGCUGCAGCAGGCAGGACGGGCCGGGAUCCCAGCCUUCACGUGAAUAAAAUAUUCCAUCCCAACA